CAACUCGUUGUCUGGCGCUGCAAGCCAGUGCCGGAUCCAGUGCCCACACAACCUCCAAUAGCACCGAACCACCUUACUGGACCCAUACCUCAUUGGUUGGGCGAUGAUGCUGACGCCGUGCGUGCACUGACUUACGAUCCAACAGCAGAUGAGAUACCGAACUCGAACAUUAUACAUACACUGGGUCCUGCAAGAUCCUCCGAAAGACGCCGACGCUCUCGACGCAUGCCCCCAACACCAUCGUUGGAACCCUACUCAGUACCCUCACAUCCAAGUCAGACGCACCCUCCUACUCCUACGGCCACUGCUGGCCCGUCCAAUGCUGCAUCAUUGGCCGACGUUGUCGAGGUCACUACAGCAGCCCGUGAACAAGUCCAUAACCACUCGAGGGAAAUCAUCAAAGGCAUCGUUUUUUCCCCUGAUGCAAUUGCAUCAUCUUCUGCUGUUCAGAAGCGCCUCGUCAAGGAGGUUAUUAGUAAGGCCGUGCCAUCGGUUAUAAGCCUUCGUGGGCUGACUCGGCAGGCCAUACUGUAA
This is a messenger RNA of Suillus plorans, 534 nucleotides long. RefSeq lists its product as uncharacterized. The record is from RefSeq and is a predicted model, not a curated record. The transcript has 3 exons. The annotation marks the transcript as partial. NCBI's taxonomy places the organism in Eukaryota, Fungi, Basidiomycota, Agaricomycetes, Boletales, Suillaceae.